AAAAGAAUGGUUUUUGGAGAGCCAGUGAUAAGUUAUAGGGGUGGCAUUGAUGGUUUUGAAGCCACUGCUGUUGAAUCUGAUCAGAAACUUGAUGUCACUAGUGAUUCGGUUGCGUCAUACUCUCAACACCUUGAAACGAGGCAUGAUGCACUUCUUGGAUCACUAUUUAAAGAUGAAAUGUACACGGAAGUAUACAACUACAAGCAUCUUAUCAACGGGUUUGCGGUCCACAUGUCUCCUGAACAGGUCACAUUCCGAACACUUUACCACCAACCUAACACGAAAUUUGCAGGUUUGGGUCUAGGCUAAACGGAUUCAUGGUUUUGUGUUUAGGGUAAACAGGCUUGGUUCAG
Helianthus annuus (common sunflower) is the source of this 353-nucleotide messenger RNA. Its product is annotated as subtilisin-like protease SBT2.6. The record is from RefSeq and is a predicted model, not a curated record. Bases 7 to 309 code for a protein of 100 amino acids. Lineage: Eukaryota; Viridiplantae; Streptophyta; Magnoliopsida; Asterales; Asteraceae. The transcript has 2 exons.